GGUGCAUUUGACAGCUGUGGCUCCUGCCACUAAAUCCCGCAUCGAGCUCCCCAAACCGGUCCGGGUAGCCCUGGGUUUCCCAGGCCCGAGCCGACCAGUACGGGAAACCUGGGCUUGUUCUUGCUCGUCGCUCAAGAUCGCUUAGGGGAACUGAGCGCUGGGAACAUCCCACAGUCAAGCUCCGUGCCAGCUGCAGCUUCGAAGAGGGAACAUGGUGAUGGAGGGCUUGGUCCUCCCCAGUCCAGCGGGUUUCUGUUUCGCCAGCGGGACUGUAGACCAGGAUCUCCAGCCGAGAUGAUGAAAAUGUCCCUUAAUGUGCGUGCUGGACGCUGGAGGUGUUAAUAGCGCCACCCACUCACUUAAUUCGUAGUGACAGCAAGAGACGGGAUGACAUGAGAGAUUCGACUGCUCCCUGCACUGGAGAGCUUAGUGGUAGAAGAAUUAAGCCCUAAGAGAUUGAAGUGGAUUGCAGGAUGGCCAAAGAGGAAACCCCGAGUACCUCAAAGGACUUCGAGGAAUUGCAGAGAAAGCUGUCUUUGCUGAUAGAAUCCAUCCAGAAUAACUCGAAGCUCAGGCGGAUCUGUCAACGUGGCAUGCAGACGUGGCAUUCAACCCUGGCCCUUUCUUCUCUGCUUGCAGAUGGUUGCCUUUCUGAAGUCUCCAAUGGGUCAGUACCUGGACAGGCAUCCUUUCGUGGCCCUCACCUUGCUGGUGUUUAUUGCAGUGUCGGCUGUUCCUGUUGGGUUCUUCCUGCUCCUCGUGGUGCUUACCUCCCUGGCUGCUUUUGUGGGAGUCAUUUUACUAGAAGGACUGGUCAUCUUCGUGGGCGGCCUCUCACUGCUUUGUGUCCUCUGUGGUUUGGGCUUCGUGUCGCUCGCCAUAUCAGGGACAAUCAUAGUGUCCUACGUGGUGGUCUCCAGCCUUGUCAACUACUGGUUUUCUCCCAGACCACUGACGCCAAACCCCAGUGGCGACUGCCAGCUGGCUACGAAGCCCACAGCCUCAGUGGGGCGCUGCCAGGAAUGACCGACCCAACGGAACCAGAGCUUUUUCCCAGCCACCUCUGGAAGGCUGUUGGAUCGUACACACCCCUUGGGAUUCUGGGAGGCUGGGUGGUCCAGCACUCCCUGGACGUGCCCCCUGGCUUUCUCACUCGUCAUGGGAUCCUGCGGCAGCCGCGCUGGACAUCUCGUUGCUCCCGUGUCGGUUCUGUCGGCUGGCCUGCCCUCACGUGGACAAUCAGCAGAGAACCGUGAUGGCUCAGUGGCUCCUCCCACCUCUCACCUGCUUCUCCCCAGUGAUGCAGACUUGACCUUGGCAGGAUCCUGAGCCCUGCAGCCUACCCACUUGACCCUAAAGGCUCAGAUCUUGUGCCCGAGGGCAUAGUUUGGGACAAUUGUAGAUUUUUUUUUUCUUUUUUCUUUUCUUUUUUCUUUUUUUUAAGACAUGAGAGGAACUGUUUAUUCACUCAUUUGAAACAAGAGGUAGGAGUGAGGUGGGGGGAGGAGGCAGGAACCCAAAACAGAACACGUUCUUCUGCCUUACUAGCUGUUUAUCAGGACAGCAACAUUUUGUAAUAAUGGCCUCUUAGACAAAGUUGGAAAAUAGAGUCCAAACUUAAUUUAAUGGCCAAAAGCAUUUUGAAAAAGUGGGGAAGGUAUAGCUUCCACCCUUGAGUACUGUUAAGUGCUGUUACUUUUCUAAAUAUUUGCACUCGAUACUUUUGUAUUAUUUUAUAGAACUUCCCACGUUAAGCCUUUAAACAGUCCUAUGAAAACGCUAAAGGACUACAGAAAAAUUUAAAAUCCUAUGGGAUUUCUGCUUUAGUGGUUUAUUUGCUGUGGCAUCUUAUUCAAUAAAUAUUUAUUCAGAUGA
Molecule: messenger RNA, 1875 nt
Organism: Pteropus alecto (black flying fox)
Lineage: Eukaryota; Metazoa; Chordata; Mammalia; Chiroptera; Pteropodidae
Gene: LDAF1
Product: transmembrane protein 159
Exons: 5
Coding region: 474-1256 (260 amino acids)
Source: RefSeq, a predicted model, not a curated record